AUGGUCCCGACGUGGGAUGCCUUCGUGGAGGCUUUUAAUGGAAAGUAUUUCUACGACACCGCGAGGGAACAAAAGAUGGCAGAGUUCUUUCACCUGGGUCGAACCCGGAUGACGGUUGAUCAGUAUGAAGCCAAAUUUGCUGAACUGUCCAAGUAUGCUCCGAGAUUGGUUGAAGACCCUGUGGAUAGGGCUAGAAGGUUCAAAGAUGGGUUGAAGCCCGAGAUCAGAAGUGUGCUGAUACCAUUCAACCCGAAGGAUUACAAUGACCUUUAUGAGAGAGCGCGGAUGGUAGAGCAAGAUUUGACCAAAAAGGCCGCCGCUUCUGGAUCGCGAUUCGCACCCUCGAAUAGAAGAGAUAUUCGACUGUAUGGAUUGAUUGUGGUACCAUUAGAUGUGGUUGUUAAGGUGUUUACACCUUUAAAGGAUAACGUAAUAGCUGCUGUAAGCUGUCCUGGUUGUAGACUAAUGGUAGAUGGUCAUGAGAGUGAGAUAGAUCUGGUUGUACCGGAGAUGUACAAUUUUGAUCCGAUCGUGGGAAUGGAUUGGUUAACGAAGCAAAGGGCCACGAUGGACUGUUAUCGUAAGGCGAUUCAAUUUAGGCCAUUGGAUGGGGCCGGUUUUGAAUUUUUGGGAAAUCGAGGAGAAACCUUGAUCGUAGUAAUCUCGUCCCUAGAAGCGACUCAGCUGUUGGAAAGUGGUUGCCAAGGUUAUUUAGCUGCAGUAGUGGAUACGUCCGUUGGGGAAACCGAGUUGGAGAAUAUUGUUGUAGUAUGUGAGUUUCUAGACGUUUUUCCCGAAGAAUUGCCUGGAUUGCCGCCGGAAAGGGAAAUAGAGUUUGUGAUGGAGUUAGCUCCGGGAAUGAAGCCAAUCUCUAAAGCGCCGUGUAGGAUGGUGUUGUCAAAGCUAAAGGAACUUAAGGUGCAGAUGCAAGAAUUAGUGUUCAAAGAACUCUUAGAUCGCUUCAUCAUAGUAUUCAUAGAUGAUAUCCUGGUGUACUCGAAGAGUUCUGAGGACCAUGAGCAACACCCGAGGAUUGUGUUGGAGACUCUGAGAUUGCAUCAACUUUUUGCCAAGCUCGGUAAGUGUGAGUUUUGGUUAGCUCGUGUGGCGUUCUUAGGCCACGUGGUUCCCGGUGAAGGAAUCACUGUGGAUCCGUCAAAGAUUGAGGCAGUUAUAGAUUGGCCAAGACCGACGAUAGUAACGGAGAUCGAAGUUUCUUGGGAUUGGCGAGGCUACUAUAAAUGA
Messenger RNA from Rhodamnia argentea, 1245 nucleotides. RefSeq lists its product as uncharacterized. The record is from RefSeq and is a predicted model, not a curated record. Bases 1 to 1245 code for a protein of 414 amino acids. The transcript is spliced from 3 exons. NCBI's taxonomy places the organism in Eukaryota, Viridiplantae, Streptophyta, Magnoliopsida, Myrtales, Myrtaceae.